AUGCUGCUUGCUGGAACAGAACAAUACAUCUCUCGGCUUCAGCUAGUGCAACACUUCCCUUCCGGCGCCCCAAGACGUAGGGGUGCGCUGACGCUCUCCGACCUUUGUACACCUCAACGUGGCUUGAAGUUCCUCGAUAGCCGGUGCCCCCCUGCCUUCGAUCCCGCUUCAUACCAUCUCGUUGAGACCCUCCCGGACGAUACGUUCCAUGCCGUGAUACAUGCCAGCCAUGGUGGAACUUCAUCAAGGCGUCAUGCUCCCACGGCGUCUAUCCUACCCGAGCACCAACGGACGUUGCGCCCUCGAAAGCGAGUCGCGGAGAUACAGCCCAACCGAUCGCGGACAAACCGACGUCGACUUCGGGCGGAGAAACGGCUCAUCGUCUUCGUCCAGAGCGCCUUCGAACGCCCUCCUACCUUCACAGACGACGGACUUCGACGCGUCGAUGCCAUCAUGCGUGCAGAUCCCACGGCCGAGUACUUCUUCGUGUUCGUAACGGGAAAGUAUGCGUCUCUUGAUCUCAGUGCAGUGCCUUCGGCGCUCGUGAAGCGCGUCAAGUGGUAUCAGCUCACGCUUGACUUCAACAUGUACGAGCGCCAUUCUAUCUCUAAACCCUCUCCUCCCACAUCUCCUGCGCCAUUCCUACCAUAUUCGCCGGAAUGGUAG
This is a messenger RNA of Peniophora sp. CBMAI 1063, 666 nucleotides long. The record is from the annotation of a GenBank genome assembly. Lineage: Eukaryota; Fungi; Basidiomycota; Agaricomycetes; Russulales; Peniophoraceae.